AUGCCUGCGAGGAGCCCCAAGGGUUUUAGGUGGUUCUGGGAGAACGUCAGAGGCUCCUCCAUUAAUUCAAGAAAGGCCGAGGACGACAAGAACGUGGGUAAGGACGCGGUGGAUGGAGAGCGGGGGUCCCCACAGGAGGUGCCGGCAACCUCGGACCCCGCGCCGCCCCCGCGUCGGCCGCUCCCCGGCAACCCCGGCCGCUCCCUGCAGCUCGCCCACCCCGCCCCGGGCCCCGCGCCCCGCGCCCCGCGCCCCGCGCCCCGCCACUGCCCGACACUCCCCGCGGACUCACCGAGCGCCGCACUUCGCAGCUCGGCGUUUCCAGGUGUCGCCGCAGCCGGGCCGCUGCCGCCGCCGCCGCUGGUGGUAGGGCUCUGCCGCGCGCACCGGGUGUGCCCCCGGAACGUGCUGCUGAUCCUCGCGGAUGAUGGAGGCUUUGAGAGUGGCGCCUACAACAACAGCGCCAUCACCACCCCUCACCUGGAUGCCUUGGCCCGCCGCAGCCUGAUCUUCCGCAAUGCCUUCACCUCCGUCAGCAGCUGCUCUCCCAGCCGCGCCAGCCUCCUCACCGGCCUGCCCCAGCAUCAGAAUGGAAUGUAUGGCCUGCACCAGGGUGUCCACCACUUCAACUCCUUCGACGGAGUACAGAGCCUGCCGCUGCUGCUCCGCCGAGCUGGUGUUCGCACAGGAAUCAUUGGGAAGAAGCAUGUGGGGCCAGAGGCAGUGUACCCGUUUGACUUCGCGUACACGGAGGAGAACAGCUCUGUCCUCCAGGUGGGGCGGAACAUCACCAGAAUUAAGCUGCUGGUCCGGAAAUUCCUGCAGACUCAGGAUGACAGGCCUUUCUUCCUCUAUGUCGCCUUCCAUGACCCCCACCGCUGUGGGCACUCCCAGCCCCAGUACGGGACCUUCUGUGAGAAGUUUGGCAAUGGGGAGCGUGGCAUGGGGCGUAUCCCAGACUGGACCCCCCAGACUUAUGACCCGCAGGAUGUGCUGGUACCUUACUUUGUCCCUGACACCCCAGCAGCCCGAGCUGACCUGGCUGCUCAGUAUACCACCAUUGGCCGGAUGGACCAAGGGAUUGGACUCGUGCUUGAGGAGCUGCGUGGAGCAGGCGUCCUAAAUGACACCCUGGUGAUCUUCACAUCCGACAACGGGGUCCCCUUCCCCAGCGGCAGGACCAACCUGUACUGGCCGGGCAGUGCUGAACCCUUGCUAGUGUCAUCCCCAGAGCACCCGAAGCGCUGGGGCCAGGUCAGCGAGGCCUAUGUGAGCCUCCUAGAUCUCACGCCCACCAUCUUGGAUUGGUUCUCCAUCCCCUACCCCCACUAUGCCAUCUUUGGCUCGAAGACCGUCCAGCUCACUGGCCGGUCCCUCCUGCCGGCACUGGAGGUGGAGCCCGUCUGGACUACCGUCUUUGGCAGCCAGAGCCACCACGAGAUCACCAUGUCCUACCCCAUGCGUUCUGUGCAACACCAGAGCUUCCGCCUCGUGCACAACCUCAACUUUAAGAUGCCCUUUCCCAUCGACCAGGACUUCUACGUCUCGCCGACCUUUCAGGACCUCCUGAAUCGCACCAUGGCAGGCCAGCCCACGGGCUGGUACAAGGACCUCCAUCACUACUACUACCGGGAGCGCUGGGAGCUCUAUGACAAGAGCCAGGACCCCCACGAGACCCAGAACCUGGCCACUGACCCGCGCUAUGCCCAGGUUCUGGAACUGCUUCAGACCCAACUGGCCAAGUGGCAGUGGGAGACCCACGACCCCUGGGUGUGUGCUCCCGACGGUGUACUGGAGGAGAAGCUCUCUCCCCAGUGCCGGCCCCUCCACAAUGAGUUGUGAGAGCCCCUGGGGGCACCUGCUCCUCCCUUCCCACACCUGGUCCCUGUGCCCCAGCCUUUUCAGCUGAUGUAGAGGGAGGGGCCAGCCUUGAGGGGGCAGAGACCACAGCCCUUCCCUCUGUAUCCCAUCCCAGGAAGGCUCUCCUUGACGCUGGUAUCAUUCCUGCCUCUGUCUGGACUGGAGAGCAAGGUGUGUGCCCCGGCCCCUUGCCUCACCCAUGGUAGGAGACACCACUGACCUUGAGUCUGAGCCAUGUCCUGGCACAGGAAUUCCAAGGGGACCCUGGGGCGGGGCAGGAUCUCCAGCCCGUGACAGGUGAGGAUGGCCUGGGCAAGGGGGUCUUGUUUUCUGGGUCGGGUUGGGGACCUGCAGAUACAAGGGGCUGGGACCUGGCCUUGAGACUCUCUUCAUUGUUUGGAACCCACAGGUGAUCCUGCGCCAUUCACCCAUAGAGGAGACGGGGCUUCUGUGCCAUGGGGCUGGAGGGUGGGUCCAAACCACACUCCACGUGGGACACAGUAUCUGGCUUUUCUCAUCCUCUGGUCUUGAGGAAACCUUUGGACAGCCCUUGGGCCUGUUGGGCUUCCUGCGCUUUGCCCACGGUCGAGUUCCUGACCACCAGGCUGGGUUUCCACUAGGCCACUGAUUUGUGGCAGGCUCCGAGUGAUGAGUUUCGUCCUGUGGUCUAUACAGGCAAAGCUCAUCCUUCUUUUUGAGUGUCCACGGGUGAAGAUGCCCCGUCCUCUGGCUUGGGUCUGUGGCACAAAUGCUGCUUGUGGAAUAUCCGGAUCUGCCUGCCUCCGUCCACCCCAGGAGCAGAAGCUCUGCCUGGGAAAACCCAGAAAGAGGGGGCGUUUUCCCUCGAUGGGCUCCUGUCGUCCUUCCCUCCCCCAUCAACUCCAUCCUGGGGAGAGAGCUACAGGCCAGAGCACUGGAAAAGCUUUCUAUUUUAGUAAAAUAUACAGAAGUUCA
Diceros bicornis minor is the source of this 2814-nucleotide messenger RNA. It is a transcript of the gene SGSH, whose product is annotated as N-sulfoglucosamine sulfohydrolase. The transcript has 11 exons. The coding region runs from base 1 to 1842 and encodes 613 amino acids. Gene Ontology annotation, biological process: heparan sulfate proteoglycan catabolic process; glycosaminoglycan catabolic process. Lineage: Eukaryota; Metazoa; Chordata; Mammalia; Perissodactyla; Rhinocerotidae. Gene Ontology annotation, molecular function: N-sulfoglucosamine sulfohydrolase activity. The record is from RefSeq and is a predicted model, not a curated record.